CGACUCCCCGACACUGUCCAAUGAACUCCAGAUGUAUGCGAAUAUUUUGUAACUCACUUUUCAGUAUUUCAACUCCAUAUCUUGUCCAUAAUACGUUUUUUAACAAUAGGGAGUCAACUUCAUGUAUCCACUGAACUUCGGAGGUUUAUUUGUUAAUUGGUUUUUAAUUUACCUACAGGGUAAUUUAAUAAGUUUCGUACAACGUCAAAGAUUAUGGUUGUUUAAUGGUGCCAUGUUGAAUUGUGUAUAAAUUCAAACACAUUUAAUCAUUAUUUUAUUUUUUUAGUUUUGUUUGAGUGUUUGACAAAAUAAGUUUCAGUCAUAAUGAUUUUAUACCAAAUAAUUUGUAAAUUAACAAAGUCAGAGAUUUGAACAACGACUUUGCAGUGCCUAUUAUUACGUCUAAAAUAAUAUAUUUGUAUCAAACACGCGAGUUAUUAAAUAUUGACUUUUGGACUUUUCAUUCGGGAUUCUGAUUUUAAACUUUUAUUACCUCGCGAAACAAUGUGUCAAAUAUACGAUUAACGAAUUUUUAUAUGAACUCAAUGCAGGAUCACAAAUUAAGGUACAUAAUAAUAUCAUCACGGUAUGUAGUAUAUUUGAUAAUAGAAAUUAUUCAUGAUUAUUUUUUGUAAAAAUUAAAUUUCGUUUAAUAUUACAUCGGAUAGGUAGACAAUUCAUUUUCGUGGAAUAAGACCGUAUUAGUUUACUAUUUUUUUCUGUCAUUUUUUAACCUGUCAGAAAUAUUUUCCGUAGCCUAUUUGCGGCUAUUUGAACAAUUCUGUAAACUUGACCAUUUUUUAAUAUACAUACCAUACACAGUAUACAAUAAUAUGGUAGUAUGAUAAUAGCAAUAUAAUAAAUAACGUGAUGUACCCGCGGGCAAUAGACGUACACGGCGGGACGCGCAUCAUUAGCCCCCAGACGGUAACUAUGGAUACGCCCGGGAAAGCCAUAAGCUCGCGCGCGCCCUCGGCGAAUAUAGUUGGUAUCGUGAAAUGCGAUGCGUGUGCGCGUGUGUGUACGUGUGCGCGCGUAAUGUACGUUCACGCUCGCGCGCACGCGGCUGCGGCAACAGCGUCGACGGGUGGGCGGGUUGGAGGGGUACGCUGGUUGAAAAGUUUCCGCGCGCGCCACAAGUGUUCAGAUAUAGGACCGUGGCAACAGUUCGCGUGCCGUCAGCAGCGCAUGUGUCGUCAGACACCGUCGCUGUCGCUUAUUGAAGGCCCUCUUCGCGACACCACACAAUACGCUGACCGCGUAGACGCGCUUGUCGUUAUCUUUGUCGUCGUCCGUUGACCGUUAUUUUUACUCCUUUACGAAUAUUAUGACUGUGUAAGUGUUUUUUGUUAUAAAUCAUAAUAUUAUAUUGUGUCCAAGCGAGCGCGAAAUGUUCGCAAAAGUGCAGUGAAACGACUACGUCACGCGUCCGACAAUCAUAAUAAUAUCAACACCGUGUUGAUAAUAUAUUAUUAUCAUUUAUCACAUACGCACUCACGUGAUGUCGUCUACCGACCGGGUGUUUGAACGACGGAUCGUGUCCAAGCGAAGAACGUCCGCCAACCUGGAGGACACACCGGAGAAGCAGUGUCCGAACGGUUGGGCCAGCGUCGUGGCUGCCGCCGCGGCAGCCGCAUCGUCUUCGUCGUCAUCGUUCCGGCAAAAGACGGUCGCCAAGAUCUCGCAGAGGACGACGUUUCAACCACAUCCCGAUACCAUUUGCGAUUGGUUCUUCAAAGUGAUGGUACUUGGCGAUUCCGGAGUUGGGAAGACGUGCCUGUUGGUUCGUUUCAGGGACGAUAUGUUCUUGGGUGGAAAUUAUAUUUCUACUGUUGGUGUAGACUUCAGGAAUAAAAUUAUUUCUGUCGACGACUCCAAAGUCAAACUACAAAUAUGGGACACUGCAGGUCAAGAACGAUUUAGAAGUGUAACACACGCUUAUUAUAGAGAUGCUCAUGCACUUUUACUUUUGUACGAUGUAACUAACAAAGUAAGUUUUGACAACACACGAGCGUGGUUGAGUGAAAUUCGAGAUUAUGCUAAUGAUCAAGUAGUCAUAAUGUUAAUAGGAAAUAAAGCUGAUUGCAGUUUAAAUGAUAGAAUGGUGAAAAGAGAAGACGGAGAACAAUUAGCUAAGGAAUAUUCAGUCACUUUUAUGGAGACUUCUGCAAAAUCGGGGUUUAAUGUCGAUAUCGCUUUUAUGGCUGUUGCAAGGGAAUUAUUAUUUAAAAAAACAGGGAUAGAAAAAAAAGGAUCUUUUAAUGUACAAGAUUAUGUGAAAGAACAAACUAAAACCAAUUGUCCUGCAUGCUCUACAGCAUAAUAUAUUUUGUGAUUUUCAAAAACAAUAAUCUGGGUACAUGAAGAAUGGAAAAAUGAGAUUCUACGCAUGAGAAUACGAAUACCUGUUUAUUUAUAUUUCGUUUUAUUCGUCAUAUUCGCCGAGAUGUAUCUAUGCCAUUAAGGCAUAAGACUAGCUGAUAAAUAUUUUACAUUUAUAGUAGUCUUAUAGAAAUAGAAAUAUAAUUUGUUGUUAAAUAGUUUGUUGUUUCUAAAAUAUUUACUUUAAGAAAAUAUAUAUAUAUAUAUACCUAGAUAGAUAUUGGUAACUACACCAUAAAAUAAUUUUAAUAAUAAGUUCCUAAAAUCAAAUACUAAUUAACAAUAAUCGCCAGAUACAGUUAUUAUCUACCGAGUAUAAUAAUAUAAUAUUGAGUUAUUAUACAUUGACUACAAUAAUAAAAUAUUAAUAUUAAGUACUUAGUAGUAAUAGUUAUUAAAAUAACAAUAAUCA
This is a messenger RNA of Rhopalosiphum maidis (corn leaf aphid), 2794 nucleotides long. Its product is annotated as ras-related protein Rab-37-like. The record is from RefSeq and is a predicted model, not a curated record. Gene Ontology annotation, biological process: protein secretion; regulation of exocytosis. The transcript has 7 exons. The coding region runs from base 1502 to 2323 and encodes 273 amino acids. Gene Ontology annotation, molecular function: GTPase activity; GTP binding. Gene Ontology annotation, cellular component: Golgi apparatus; endosome. NCBI's taxonomy places the organism in Eukaryota, Metazoa, Arthropoda, Insecta, Hemiptera, Aphididae.